UUUUGUUUUUGUACAAAAAAAAAAAAAAAAAAAAAUUAUCCCUUUUUUUAUAUAUCAUUUUACUCCAUUCAAAGUCAAUUAUAUAUAUACAAAUGUCUGUAGUUGCGAUGUUAAACUCUCAAGAAAAUUUGAACAGGAUAUUUAAUGACUUGAAAUCAAAGCAUGAGGAUAAACGUAUUAAAGCCGCACAAGAACUUCGUGAGACUGCAAUAACAGCAUCAAGAGAAUUAUCAGAAGAGAAUUUUGUUCGCUUCACCAACGACAUUAAUAAACGUUUUUUUGACUGGACUCAUGGUAGUGAUAACAACGAAAAAUUAGGUGCUAUUAUUGGCAUAGAUCGUUUGAUUGGAUUAGAACCUGAAAGUAAUGCUAAUCGUUUUCAUAAUUACCUCCAACACAUGUUACCUCAUCAUGAUCAACAGAUUAUGGUACCAGCAGCAAAAGCAUUGGGUCGAUUGGCAGUUAGUUCUUUAACUUUAACAGCAGAUUUAGUAGAUACACAAGUAGAGCAUGCACUUGAAUGGCUUCAAGGGGAACGUAGUCGUUUAGCAGCCGUUCUUGUAUUAAGAGAAUUAGCCGUGAAUGCACCUACUCUCAUUUAUGCUUAUGUUCCUCGUAUUCUUGAUCUUAUCUGGAUUGCUCUUAGAGAUACAAGGAAUGUAAUCAGAGAAUAUGCUGCAGACUGUCUUUCACAAUGUUUAGAAAUUGUACAACAGAGAGAAACGCCCAUGAGAAAGACUUGGUAUACUCGCAUUUGGCAAGAAGUAAAUCGUGGAUUACGUAUGAACAAUACUGAGGCCACACAUGGGAGUUUAUUAGCUAUGAGAGAACUAUUGUUACAUGCUGGAAUGUUUAUGACAGACAUGUAUAAAGAUGUUUGUGAAAUCACACUUCGUUUAAAAGAUUCUCGAGAUGCUUUAAUUAGAAAAACUGUUGUUUCGAUUAUAUCAACUUUAGCUACAUAUGAUCCAGCUACAUUCUCUGAACUAUAUUUGCAUAAAUCAAUGAGUCAUUUGUUAAAUUUGCUUCGAAAAAACAAUGAAAGACGUGAUGCUUUCAUUGCUGUUGGUCAAGUUGCUAUUCAAGUAAAAAGUAAUAUGAGCCCUUAUUUAGAUGCAACAUUGAUCUAUGUGAAAGAAGCAUUGUCUUUGAAAGGACGUCAAAGAAAGGAGGUAGAAGCAGCAGCUUUUACUUGUACGAGCAUGCUAGCAACCGCUGUUGGACAGACAUUAACAAAAUACUUACAUGAUCUAUUGGAUUUGAUGUUUAAUUGUGGAUUAUCUGAACCUUUAGUUACAACAUUAAGUAAUAUUGCAGAUCGUAUUAAACCAUUAUCUCCUGUUAUUCAAGAACGAUUAUUGAAUGUAAUUUCUAUUACACUUAGUGGACAACCUUAUAAACAACCGGGGGCACCUACAAAUCGUACUAUCAUUCAAACUGUCGAGAGACCGCUUCGUGAAAAUGGAUUAGGAGAUGGGAAGGAUAAUGACACGAUUGUACUUGCAUUGACAACACUAGGUUCAUUUGACUUUUCUAAUCAUGUGCUUAAUGAAUUUGUUCGAGACUGCAUUGUCAAUUAUCUAGAUGAUGAUCUUCCAGAGAUAAGAAAAGCAGCAGCAGUUACGUGCUGUCAAUUAUUUGUACGUGACCCAAUUUGCAAUCAAACAAGUGCGCAUGCAAUUAAAGUAGUGGGUGAAGUAUUGGAAAAGUUAUUGACAGUGGGUAUUGCAGAUCCGGACCCAGUUAUUCGAGAGACUGUCUUGUCAUCUUUAGAUGUUAGAUUUGAUCGUCAUUUAGCUCAAGCAGAUAACGUUAGAUCUCUUUUUAUUGCACUGAAUGAUGAAGUAUUUGCGAUACGUGAAAUUGCAAUCGCGAUUAUUGGUCGACUAACAACUUAUAAUCCAGCUUAUGUCAUGCCGUCUCUUAGAAAGACUUUAAUUCAACUCUUGACUGAAUUAGAAUAUUCUGUUAUUAGUCGUCAAAAAGAAGAAUCAGCUCGUCUAGUUUCGCUCUUGGUGAGAGCCGCACAAAAAUUAACAAAACCUUAUAUUGAAUCUAUCUUAAAGGUGCUGUUGCCUAAGGCUCGAGAUUCUUCGACAGGAGUUGUUUCAGCUGUUUUAGGAGCUUUAGGUGAAUUAGCUGCUGUUAGUGGCGAAAGUAUGGCCCCUCACUUGAAUGAAUUAAUGCCAUUAAUCAUGGAAACAUUACAAGAUCAAAGUUCAAGUGCUAAGCGUGAUGCUGCAUUAAAGACUUUAGGUCAACUUGCAAGUAACACUGGUUUUGUCAUUGAACCCUACACAAAAUAUCCUGCUUUACUUAAUAUUCUUAUUAAUAUUCUAAAGACAGAACAAAAUCCAACAAUUAGAAGAGAAACUGUUAAAUUAAUGGGUAUUCUUGGUGCAUUAGAUCCAUACAAGCAUAAGAUGAAUGCUAUAGGAAAUUCAAGCGAGGAAUUGACAGAUCCUAAACUUGCAAGUAAUGAUGUUAUUUUACUUAUGAACGGUAUCGGACCUUCUUCAGAGGAUUAUUAUCCUCAGGUUGUAAUGCAUUCAUUAAUGAAGAUUUUGAGAGACCCUUCUUUAAGUCAACAUCAUUACUCUGUUAUUGAUGCCAUUAUGUUUAUUUUCAAGACACUUGGAUUAAAAGUGGUUCAAUUCUUACCUUUAGUUAUUCCAGGAUUUUUAUCUUUGAUGCGAACCAGUUCUACAGGUUUGCUUGAACUUUACUUUCACAAAUUAAGUGAUUUAGUUUCCAUUGUCAAGCAACAUAUUCGUAACUAUUUAAAAGAUAUUUUUGAUCUUAUCGACGAUUACUGGACGCCUGUCUCCUCUCUCCAGAUUACGAUUAUUUCUCUAAUCGAAGCCAUUGCUAAAGCUCUUGAUGGUGAACUCAAAGUUUAUUUACCCCGUUUGCUACCACACAUGCUUCAAAUUUUUGACAGUGAUGUCUCUGAAAGACGUCAACCGACUAUCAAAAUUUUGCACGCCUUUGUUGUGUUUGGAGCCAAUAUUGAAGAAUAUAUGCACCUUGUCAUUCCUGCUGUCGUUAAAUUUUUUGAAAAGCCUGAUGCACCCGUUUCUGUUCGUCGCCAAGCAAUUUCAACUAUUACAGCGCUUUCAAAAAAGGUGAAUAUGUUUGACUAUGCUUCUCGUAUUAUCCAUCCUUUAGCUCGUGUAUUACCUGUAUUGCCAAUCGAAGCUAGAAACGCAGCCAUGGAUCUUUUGUGUGCUCUCAUCUUUCAACUUGGCACAGAUUACACUAAAUUCAUUCCUGUUAUUAACAAAGUAUUAACAAGGCAUCGAAUCACUCAUGCAAAUUAUGAAUUAUUGGUUAGUAAGCUAUUGAAGGGCGAAAAUCUUCCUCAAGAAUUGGGCAAAGCCUUUGAUGAUCGAGAUAUUAAAGGGGAUGAAACACCAUCUGUGGAACAGAGUGCAGCCAAGAAACAACCCGUAAAUCAACAACAUUUAAAAAAGGCCUGGGAGGCAUCUCAACGAUCAACAAAAGAGGAUUGGAUGGAAUGGAUUCGUCGUCUUAGUGUUGAGUUGCUAAAACAAUCGCCCUCACAUGCUCUUCGUGCUUGCGCUUUUUUAGCCUCUGUUUAUACUCCACUUGCACGUGAAUUAUUCAACGCAGCCUUUGUUUCUUGCUGGAAUGAGCUCUAUGAUCAAUAUGUUGAUGAGCUUGUGAAAUCAUUGGAGGUUGCCUUAAAGGCACCCAAUAUUCCACCCGAGAUUAUUCAAAUUCUCUUACAUCUCGCUGAAUUUAUGGAACAUGACAACAAAAUGUUACCCAUCGAUAUUCGAACAUUAGCUGUCUAUGCGCAGAAAUGUCACGCUUAUGCUAAGGCACUUCAUUACAAAGAAACUGAAUUUCAUAUAGAACAAUCCUUUGAAGCAGUUGAGAUGCUUAUGUCGAUUAACAAUUUAUUACAGCAGCCAGAUGCAGCCAUGGGUAUUUUAACAUUUGCACAAGAUUCACUAGGUUUAGAACGUAAAGUAUCCUGGUAUGAGAAAUUGCAUAGAUACCAAGAUGCCUUGGAGGCUUAUGAAGCACAACAGGUAGAGAAUCCAAAUUCAAUGGAGAUCACGUUGGGACGUAUGCGAUGUUUGCAUGCCUUGGGUGAAUGGGACCAAUUAGCAGCGCUGGCGCAAGAGAAAUGGAUCCAUGCUCCUGUAGAAAAUCGUAAGAGUAUGGCGCCUUUCGCUGCAGCAGCAGCUUGGGGUUUAGGCCAAUGGGAACAGAUGGAAGAAUAUAUUGCAUUAUUGAAACCAGAGAGUCCUGAUCGUACCUUUUUCCGUGCCAUCUUGAGCAUGCAUCGUAAUAGAUAUGCGGAGGCUGAGAAAUUUAUCAACAAGACGCGUGAUCUUCUCGAUACAGAACUUACGGCUCUCUUGGGUGAAAGUUACAACCGAGCUUAUACCACCGUUGUACGAGUUCAAAUGCUAGCUGAGUUAGAAGAAAUGAUUAUUUACAAACAAUCUGCGAACGAUAUUGAACGACAAAGCGAGAUAAGACGCACGUGGGUGAAACGUCUUGAAGGAUGUGAACGUAAUGUAGAGGUCUGGCAACGUAUCUUGCGUGUUCGUACAAUGGUCAUUUCUCCUCAAGAGGAUAUGGAGAUGUGGAUUAAAUUUGCCAAUCUUUGUCGAAAGAGUGGUCGUUUCUCAUUAUCAGAGAAAACACUUCGAAGCUUGAUGGAGGCAGACGACUCAGGUACACCCCAUCCUAAAAUUAUUUAUGCUCAACUGAAACAUAUGUGGGAUUCUGCGUCCAUUGCAUCGCCUGAUAAGGGGCCUGCGAUUCGUACAAGAGCUUUAAGCAUUUUAAGAGAAUUUACAGCACAAAAGACACAAGAUUUGGGUUUGAAUCCAGAUGAAAUGGCCGUCAGCAUGCCAAUUGAUCCAAGUCGUAUUACGAAUGAUGUAGCUGAAUAUACACGUCUCUUAAGUCGAUGUUAUCUUCGUCAAGGUGAAUGGCAGCGUGCUCUCUCUUAUGAGUUAACUCAGGAGACGAUCCCUGAAAUUCUAUUAUCAUUUUUAUUGGCGACACGAUUUGAUCAAAACUGGUAUAAGGCAUGGCAUUCAUGGGCAUUAGCUAAUUUUGAGAUUAUUGAUUAUCAUGAACGUCUUCAUCCUGAUAAUUUGCCUCCUCAAAUCUUUAAUCAUCACAUUGUUCCUGCAGUCCAGGGCUUCUUUAGAUCCAUUGCUCUCUCCAAGGAGAAUUCACUUCAAGAUACCUUACGUUUAUUAACAUUGUGGUUUAAAUAUGGUUAUCAAGCUGAGGUUAGUGCAGCAAUAGGGGAAGGCUUUGGUACGAUUAGUAUUGAUGUUUGGCUACAAGUUAUCCCUCAACUGAUUGCCCGUAUUCAUGCACCCAAUGCAACUGUUCGUCUCUUGAUUCAUCAACUAUUGACAGAUAUUGGCCGUGAGCACCCUCAGGCCCUUGUUUAUUCAUUGACAGUUGCUUCCAAAUCACAGAGUAUCCCACGUCGUCGAGCGACAUUUGUGAUUAUGGAUCGUAUGAGAAUGCAUAGCGCAGUCCUCGUUGAGCAAGCCCUUAUGGUAAGUCAAGAGCUGAUUCGUGUUGCUAUCCUCUGGCACGAAAUGUGGCAUGAGGGGCUUGAAGAAGCCUCAAGGCUCUAUUUUGGUGAUCGUAAUGUAGAGGCUAUGUUUGCCACAUUAGAACCCUUACAUCAAAUGUUAGAUCGUGGACCUGAAACGAUGCGAGAGGAGUCAUUUGUACAAGCAUUUGGACGAGACCUUCAAGAGGCACAAGAAUGGUGUCAUCGUUAUCAGGAGACACGCGAUCUUAACAAUUUGAAUCAAGCAUGGGAGCUCUAUUACCAAGUCUUUCGUCGCAUUGUACGACAAUUGCCACAACUUACAAGUCUUGAGCUACAAUAUAUUUCACCUCAGCUCUUGGAGGCACGUAAUUUAGAGUUGUGUGUUCCAGGUUAUUAUCGUAGUGGUGAACCUAUUGUGCGUAUUGCGAAGUUUAAUCCAAGCUUGACUGUGAUUGCAUCCAAACAGCGACCACGAAAGCUGACGAUUGUUGGUAGUGAUGGUAAGGAUUAUAUGUAUCUGUUGAAGGGGCACGAGGAUUUACGACAAGAUGAACGUGUAAUGCAACUUUUUGGAUUGGUGAAUACCCUUUUAGUGAAUGAUGCCGAGACAUUUAAACGACAUUUGAGCAUUGAGAGAUACCCUGCCGUACCUCUUUCACCCAAUUCAGGUUUGAUUGGUUGGGUGACUGAGACAGAUACAUUACACACCUUAAUUCGUGACUAUCGAGAGAGUCGAAAGAUCCUAUUGAACCUUGAACAUCGAUUAAUGCUUCAAAUGGCUCCUGACUAUGACAACUUGACAGUUAUUCAAAAAGUGGAAGUCUUACAGUAUGCGUUUGAAAAGACAAGUGGUCAAGAUCUUUAUAAUGUACUUUGGUUAAAGAGUCGUAAUUCAGAGGUAUGGUUAGAUCGUCGUACAAACUAUACAAGAUCAUUAGCUGUCAUGUCCAUGGUAGGAUAUAUUUUAGGUCUUGGUGAUCGACAUCCAUCUAAUUUGAUGCUUCACCGUGUUACUGGUAAAGUUGUACAUAUUGAUUUUGGUGACUGUUUCGAGGUGGCUAUGCAUCGUGAAAAAUUCCCUGAAAAGAUUCCCUUCCGUUUAACACGUAUGUUAGUAAAAGCAAUGGAAGUGAGUGGUAUUGAAGGUAAUUUCCGUAUUACGUGUGAGCAUGUAAUGCGUGUAUUACGUGAUAACAAAGAAAGUUUAAUGGCUGUUCUGGAAGCCUUUGUCUAUGACCCUUUGAUUAAUUGGAGAUUAUUAAAUACACAACCACAAAGCCCUACACAAAAUGAUCGUAUGAAAGGAUUUGAAACACAUGAGGAUGGACCAGAAGAUGGUCAUCGUAACUUUUCUGUUAGUCGAAGAUUAAAUCGUAUUGAAGUGGAAGCAGUUGCAAAUGAAAAUCCUCAAGGACCUGAACUAUUAAAUAGUCGAGCAGUUGCCGUUGUGAAUAGAGUAUCAAAUAAAUUGACAGGUCGUGAUUUUAACCCACGUGUAACCUUGGAUGUGCCAACACAAGUGGAUAAACUUAUUUUACAAGCGACAUCUCUAGAAAAUCUAUGCCAAUGUUAUGUUGGAUGGUGCGCAUUCUGGUAGUUUUUUUCUCUUUUUAUAAUAAUAAUAAUAAAGUUAAAACAGUGUAUAAUACAUGUAUAGAAUCUUUUAAUAUCCAUAAAGAUAUUUCUUGUAUGAAAUAAUAAAUAAAGAAUCGAA
This is a messenger RNA of Cokeromyces recurvatus, 7277 nucleotides long. RefSeq names its product armadillo-type protein. NCBI's taxonomy places the organism in Eukaryota, Fungi, Mucoromycota, Mucoromycetes, Mucorales, Mucoraceae. Gene Ontology annotation, biological process: negative regulation of macroautophagy; protein phosphorylation; TOR signaling. The transcript has 13 exons. The record is from RefSeq and is a predicted model, not a curated record. The coding region runs from base 93 to 7160 and encodes 2355 amino acids. Gene Ontology annotation, molecular function: protein serine/threonine kinase activity; protein binding; protein-containing complex binding. Gene Ontology annotation, cellular component: nucleus; TORC1 complex; TORC2 complex.